CUGUGGGCACGGUGCAGGGACAGCAGUGAAGGUGGCACUCAGCAGCUGCUGGACUCUUGCGUUAAAAUGCCUGGGCUGGCAGAGCUGAAGGGGCCAGCGAGCUCCAGCGGUGCCGCGGUUGGUGGCUCCGUUAGUCUCGUAGUGGUCACACAGCAUUGCUCUCGGAAAGCGUAAGCCCUGUGCUGGGCUGCCAGGGCCCUGGGGCUCGUAGGAUGAUGCUGAGCCACACGUGGGUUCCUUGGGGUCACCAGGUCAGAGCAGGGUGCAAGGUCCCGGGUCUGCACAGCCAGCCUGCAGUGCUGGUGGCCACAAGGAUAAAACCUCCUGCUGUUGGCUUUGCGGGGAUGUCCUGGCUGGUGUCUUGUCAUGCGAAGCGUCACUCCUGGUCCUGGCCCGAUCCCUUUGCUUCUGCCUUCUGUCCCCAGGCGGUCCCUGCAAAGGGGGCUGUGGGUGCUGGGUGCUAAGCCUGGGUGCUGGCAGCAUCUCGUCACUGCAGAGGGCACUGGUGAGCCGGGCGAGGGCUGCCAGCCCGGGGAGCGCGCAAGCGGCUGAGACACUGUUGGCAAGGAAGGAAGAAAAAUAAAGCCUGACCCAAGAGAAAGGGCACGAACCACGAGAGCCAAAUCACGUGUGGUGGGACGUCUCCCACAGCCUUGCAGCGCAGUGGCAGAGGACGGGGCCUGUCCCCCGGCGGGAGGGAGCCUGCGAGCUGGGCAGACCUCGACGAUGCUUCCAGCGAACGCACGGAGUCUGGCGUGGGAUUGCUGAGCUGAAGGCGGUUGUGUUUAACAGAGCACGGUGGGCACAGGGACGGCACCACCGCCUUUGCUCUAGCGGGUUCCUGUGGCGGCAGGGGCCAGAUGAGGAACCGCGUGGCCCAAGGUUCCAGCUGCCUGUCGUGUUUGCAGGUGUCAGAACAGCUCCAGCACACCCGUCCUCCCAACAUCACACCCAGCAUGGCAGCAUAGAGCUGGGGACAGAUGGGUGGGCUGCGGCGGGAUGAGCCCUGCCCUGAGCCUGCUUCUGUCCCUGGCCAGUUGCACCCUGCUCCGGGGCAUGCUGUUGCCUCCACGGAACGUGAAGCUGGAGGCACAAAACUUCCACAUCCAUCUGCGGUGGGAACCGGACCCUAGCUCUCCCGGCGGUGCCACGUACCAGGUGGAGUGGAGGAGACGAACCCCUCGCUGGACCAAGGCAGAUACCUGCUGGGGGAACAGCACUGGCUCCUCCUGGACAUGUGAGCUCUAUUUCGACGAGAUCCAUGAUAUCUACUGGGCAAGGGUGAGAGCAGCUGCCAGAGGCGAGCUGUCCAAGUGGGCCUAUUCCAGCGAGCUGCAGCCAUACAGAGACACAAUUGUGGGCCCCCCCAAGUUGUCCUGGCUGCUCCAGGAUCACAUCCUCAGCAUAAAUAUCAUCAUGCCGCUCACUCCGUACCGAAGCAAAAACGGCUCUUACAAGCCAGUUGAUCAAGUGCUGCUGAAGCUGUGGUACUGGCUGAGUCUGUACGAAGGGGAUGUGCUCGUCCAGCAAGUGCCCUGCAAGCAGAGUGAGGAGGAAGCACCAUGCACCUUCAGGUUCCUCAAGCCCAGCACGCAGUACUGCAUCCGGACGGUGGCUGCGAACAUGGCCAGGGAGCAGAGCCGGGAGGCCGAACAGUGCGUGGUGACACCGGCAGGCCCCGCAGGAUUUCCCUGGGUCCUCCUUGCUGUGCUGAGUGGCGUCUUCCUGCUGCUGAGCAUGGCCGGGCUCUGCUUCGUCCAGCUGCACAUCUUCCCCAGUCCCUCGGAGACACACCUCCCGAGAACGCUUCAGGCUCUCCUGAACAGGGAGCUGAGUGUGACCAUCAGGGUGCCCACCCUUGAGCUCGAGGAGGACUCACUCGCCCUGCUCCUGCCGACCAUGCUCCCCUCCCGUGGGUCGCCUGCAGCUGAGCAGACAACACCCACAGUCCAGCUGCUCCUUGGGGAAAGUCUUUCCCAGGACAUGAGUGGCUACUGUGCCAAUGGGUUUGGGCCAGACUGCCACCAGGGAAAGGACCCAUCCUGCACCAACAGCCAGCUGGGGCAUGCCUUUGGCUCCUGGGUCUCGUUGCGGCUGGAAGAGGGUGGGGAAGCGCGUGAUGGGGAUGAAAUGUUGGAGCAGCCAACGCUGGUGGGACCGACCAGAGGCAGCUGCACAGGUGACAGGGACUACCGGACAUCCAAGAUGUGGCUCUCCGUGCACCUCCAGCCUUACUCUAAAUGCCAGUGCCCAGCCCUGGGAGCAGGCCCCUGCCCUCCUCUGCCCACACCGAGCAGGAGCUCCAGCCAGGAGGACCUGUGGGAGAGCAUGGCAGGGCACUGGGUACCACUCAGCUCCAUCAAGCUGCCAGCCAGCGAGGAGGAGGGUGGAGGGCAGCUCGUCCAUGCUCUGCAGCCCCUGCCUGGCCAUGGGACUGAGGCACAGCUGGGUGACAGCACCAUGCAGCAGGACAACUUGGAGCAGACAGCACUGGGAGUCCCCCUCCCCAGCCCCUGCCAGUUGCCCCAAGUGCCCCCCAACAUCCUACGGGCAGCUGCCUUCUCCGGCUACGAGCUGCGUCCCCCAGCUGCCGGUGAGCCAUAGCAGCAGGCGGGGGCACGCCGGGAGCUCCCACCACCCGGGUCACAGCAUCAAGCAGAGCUCCAGGUGCUGCCCCGAGCUGCCCCGACCGCGAUGCCUGCCUGCUCAGACCUGCCGGUGCCUUGCUGGGGACAGGACCGGGGCAGGCACAGGCACAGGCACGCUCUGGGCACGGCUGCCAUGGGUGGGGAGAUCAGUAUCUUCAGAGCUUUCCUCUGUGGUUUUGGUGCUCUUGAACCAACACAUAAGGAAUACAUACCAAAGUCGAAGCCCCAUCACUUCUGUCUAUUUAUCCACCUACAUUUGUGUGUGUGUACAGUAUACAUACUAAUGCAAAUUUAUGUAUAUACUCAUACAUAUAUGUAAACCUCUUUAGUAAAAGAGGAGGGUCUGGGUUUUUUUUGCUUGUCUGGAAAUACUGAUUGUGCACUGGAGCUAUUUCUAAAAUAACGCUAAUUUAUUGUGGAAAA
Tyto alba (common barn owl) is the source of this 3071-nucleotide messenger RNA. Its product is annotated as interferon lambda receptor 1-like. NCBI's taxonomy places the organism in Eukaryota, Metazoa, Chordata, Aves, Strigiformes, Tytonidae. Bases 1000 to 2604 code for a protein of 534 amino acids. Gene Ontology annotation, molecular function: protein binding. The record is from RefSeq and is a predicted model, not a curated record. The transcript is spliced from 8 exons.